AAACCAUAAUUAAGCAGCUUUUGAGAAACCACAUUACAACCACAAAUACUGAUAAGACAAUUACUGAUAAGUCAAACGCGCUAAUCGGUGCUUAAAAGAUCGCUCAACUUGUUUCGGGUUAGGAAAUUUUGUGAAAAAAUAACACUUUGGAAUUAUUUAUCUAAUUAAUUAAUAUAAAGACAUUUAAGCAUCAAGAUGAGUAACAUUGAGAAGGCAUUUGUUCGUGGAUUCAUUAAGUUCUUAAAUAAACAAAUAACGGAGAAGAAUUCAGAAGCAGGCGAAUCAUUGGAAGUUGCUGUACAAUGUCUAGAGUCAUGCUUUGAAUUGAAUCAAAAUGAUGAUGCAUCAAAUCCACUGAAUAAUGUGGACUUAUUUGAAUUAUUCGUAAAUGCAUAUGUCAGUACUAAUCCGGAGAGUAAGCAAGAAGCAGAAAACUUAAAAAAUGAAGGAAAUCGAUUGAUGAAAGAAGAGAAAUAUAAUGAAGCUCUUGUGUCCUAUGGACGUGCUAUUGCACUUGAUGCAAGCAAUCCAAUUUAUUAUUGUAAUCGUGCUGCUGCUUAUAGUCGUUUAGGUGAUUAUCAAAAGGCUGUUGAUGACUGCAAUCAAGCUCUUAGAUAUGACCCAAAUUAUGGAAAGGCUUACGGACGUCUUGGAUUAGCUUAUUCCAAAAUGAAUCGUCAUCAAGAAGCUAUUGAUGCCUAUAAGAAUGCAUUAAGAGUUGAGCCUGACAAUCAGGACUAUAAGAAUAACAUGGAAGUGACUCAGCAACGUUUAGAGGAACAACAGACGAGUGGACCGGGACCUGCUGGUUUGGCUGCUGGUUUGCCAGGCGGAUUCCCAGGAAUGGGAAAUAUUGAUUUUGCUGCUGCUCUUAAUAAUCCAGCAUUAGUUAACAUGGCUACACGAAUGAUGGGUGAUCCUUCAAUUCAGAACAUGCUAGGUCAAUUAAGCGGUAUGAAUAAUGUUGAUGCUUUGCUUGAAACUGGACGACAACUAGCUAUGCAAAUGAGUAGCGAAAAUCCAGAAUUGUUUGCUCAAAUUCGUCGUCAAAUGGAAGAGCAAGGAGGAAUGGAAGGCGGUAGCGCUGAAACUGAGCCUAAUCCAAAUCCAGAGAAUGAGAAAAAGCCUUAAUUUUUUUUGGUGAAAAAAUUGUGUAACUUUUUUAAAUUAGAUUCUUGUUCCCUUCUUUCUAUACAAUUAAAAUAUUGAAUUCUGUAUGAGUGCAAGCAUUAUUCGCAUAUUAUGUUCACAUUAUUGAUAAAUAAAGGACAAGUACAUUUAUUCUAACAA
This is a messenger RNA of Chironomus riparius, 1290 nucleotides long. The record is from the annotation of a GenBank genome assembly. Lineage: Eukaryota; Metazoa; Arthropoda; Insecta; Diptera; Chironomidae.